This is a messenger RNA of Odontomachus brunneus, 1065 nucleotides long. RefSeq lists its product as uncharacterized. Gene Ontology annotation, biological process: regulation of transcription by RNA polymerase II. The transcript has 3 exons. The coding region runs from base 1 to 1065 and encodes 354 amino acids. The record is from RefSeq and is a predicted model, not a curated record. Gene Ontology annotation, cellular component: transcription regulator complex; nucleus. Lineage: Eukaryota; Metazoa; Arthropoda; Insecta; Hymenoptera; Formicidae.
AUGAGUGAUCACAAUCAAUAUUAUAAUAUGUCUCAUAAUUCUAAAAAUAAUUCAUUUCUCGAGAAUGAAGACGUUAAAGAAAGUGAUGAACUGCUCAUUGAUGCGGUGAGGGCAUACCCACAUCUUUAUAACCACCAAGAUCGUAAUUUUAAAGACAAUUUAAUGAAGGAAAAUUCGUGGAAAGAAAUAGCCUUAGCGGUAAAAAUGUCAGCUUCGGAUUGUCAAAACCGAUGGGUAAGGCUUCGUGAAAAAUUCGGUAAAGAGAGACGUCAAAGGGAAUUGGAUUCAAGAAGUGGUAGUGGAGUUAGUCGGCGGAAUGGUUUUAUAUAUUACGAAAAUAUGUUAUUUCUCAAUAACCAUAUUAAAACAAGGAAGUCCCAUACAAACGUUUCAAAUUGGAAAUGUCUACAGACAAUAGAAGUCACAACAAAUAAGCCUGACACAGACAUCUCGUCAGCGAUUUCACCACCCAUAAUUAAAAAAAGUAGACAAGAAACGAAUCUUUCAAUGGACAGUGUAAUCAUUGAAAGUACGGAACCCUCAACCUCCAAAAUCGCCUCACAACUCUCAAAAGAUGAAGUACUAAUCCAACCGUGUGCAAAUUUUUUAACACCAUUUAAAGAAAAUUUCUUGUCAAACACUGGUCCUAUUUCAUCAUCAAUGACAUCACUCGAAAAUGAUCACUCAAGUGGUUCAACUGGUUCACUUUGGCAUUUUCAAGAUGUAUCUGAUAAUCUUGAAUCUGAUGAAUUGACAAGAAGCUCUGUGUUUUCAACACGAGAGUCAACAUCUUCUCCAGCACCUAAAGUUUUUCAAACUACUCCACUGUCACGAAAACCAUUGAAGAAAAAAAAUUACUCGACUGAAUUAGAGAGUUCUCUAAUUUUACUUUGCCAAACUAUGCAUCAACGUUUCCAGGAUAAUCAUAAUUCCGAAGUGAUUGGUGGUCCGGACGAAACUUUUGCAAGAUUAAUCGUAAACCAAUUAGAAAGAUUAUCAUCGUAUGAAAAACAAAAACGACAGCAAGCAAUCAUGCAAAUUUUGUAUGCACCUUAUAAUUCUUGA